Chaetomium globosum CBS 148.51 is the source of this 1176-nucleotide messenger RNA. RefSeq lists its product as uncharacterized. Gene Ontology annotation, molecular function: ATP hydrolysis activity; proteasome-activating activity; ATP binding. Bases 1 to 1176 code for a protein of 391 amino acids. The transcript is spliced from 4 exons. Gene Ontology annotation, biological process: positive regulation of RNA polymerase II transcription preinitiation complex assembly. Lineage: Eukaryota; Fungi; Ascomycota; Sordariomycetes; Sordariales; Chaetomiaceae. The record is from RefSeq and is a predicted model, not a curated record. Gene Ontology annotation, cellular component: cytosolic proteasome complex; proteasome regulatory particle, base subcomplex.
AUGGCGUCAGACCCGGAGCGCGAGCAAGCCCUCGCCUCGUUCAAGAAGAAGUUGAUCGAGUCGCGGGAGUGGGAGACCAAGCUCAAGAACCUCCGGCUGGAUAUCAAGGGCCUGCAAAAUGAGUUUGAUCAGACAGAAGACAACAUCAAGGCGUUACAAAGUGUUGGUCAAAUUAUCGGCGAAGUGCUGAAGCAGCUGGACGAGGAGCGAUUCAUUGUAAAGGCUUCCUCUGGGCCACGUUAUGUCGUUGGGUGCCGGUCUAAGGUGGACAGGGCGAAGAUGAAGCAGGGGACACGGGUGGCGCUCGACAUGACGACACUCACCAUCAUGCGCAUGCUCCCUCGCGAGGUCGAUCCCCUCGUCUACAAUAUGUCUCUAGAGGACCCAGGGCAGGUCAGCUUUGCGGGUAUCGGUGGGCUCAACGACCAGAUCCGCGAGCUGAGGGAGGUGAUCGAACUACCGCUCAAGAACCCGGAGCUGUUCCUGCGGGUCGGCAUCAAGCCGCCCAAGGGCGUGCUCCUCUACGGACCCCCCGGCACUGGCAAGACGCUGCUCGCGAGGGCGGUGGCGAGCAGCCUCGAAACCAACUUCUUGAAGGUCGUCUCCUCGGCCAUCGUCGACAAGUACAUCGGCGAGUCCGCGCGCCUGAUCCGCGAAAUGUUCGGCUACGCAAAAGAGCACGAGCCGUGCAUCAUCUUCAUGGACGAGAUCGACGCCAUCGGCGGGCGGCGGUUCAGUGAGGGCACGAGCGCGGAUCGCGAAAUCCAGCGCACGCUCAUGGAGCUGCUCAACCAACUAGACGGCUUCGAUUACCUGGGAAAAACCAAGAUCAUCAUGGCGACCAACCGGCCCGAUACGCUCGACCCGGCGCUGCUCCGCGCCGGUCGUCUUGACCGCAAAAUCGAGAUCCCCCUGCCCAAUGAGGUCGGCAGAUUGGAGAUUCUUAAGAUUCACGCCGCCGGCGUGUCCAAGGACGGCGAAAUCGACUUUGAGAGUGUCGUCAAGAUGAGCGACGGGCUAAACGGUGCGGAUUUGCGGAACGUGGUAACUGAGGCCGGCCUAUUCGCCAUCAAAGAUGACAGAGACGCCAUCAACCAGGACGACUUCAACAAGGCGGUGCGCAAGCUGGUCGAGGCGAAGAAGCUGGAGGGGAAACUGGAAUAUCAGAAGCUGUAA